AGAGAAACAUCAACCAUUGCGUGAGGCUCAAUUCCUUCAGGAGCCGAAGCUUGCUUGGACCGCCGCGUCUGGGUGGCGCAGGGAGCUUAUAGCCCUGCAGGUGAUUAGCGGCCACAUCGCCAAAGCUUCUCAUCACUGUAUCUAAUCCAGAAAAUCCCUAACAGCUAGUAAAUUCUACUGCAAAAGAGGCCGGAGAGGAAGAGGAUGGGUGGAGAGGAGACAAGGGGAGGAGAUGGGAAAGGUACAGGGCCCCAGAAUUCUACGGUUGCAUUUUGUACCCCACCUUUCGCUUGCUUCUAUCUCUCAUCGCACGCAUCAAAGGUGGCCCCAGCAGCUGGAAGAUCGAGAGAGGGAUAUACGCAUUAUUCCUCAUGGCUGGAUUUGGCUCGAAAUAGAAAUACACCAUUCAAUUACACCCGACGGGAGGGCUUUGAGCUAAGAGUGGAAGAUAUUUUGCUGCUCAUCAUAUCCUACUCCUCCCAUCAAUGGAAAGCGGGUAGGAAGAAAGAGGGUAUUCUUGUCAUAAGCUGCCUAGGCAUCGGGAUACCCGAGCCCCAAUCUUUUCCCGUCGUCAGGUAUGCCGUCACAUCAGUUCCUCUGUAUCACUGGCCAUCCCACAAAUAUCACCGGAACCUCACGAAGAGAUUUCGGGACUCAUCUCGCCAAUUCUCGGAUCGUAGAGACCAUCAAGCCGUGUCGUGUAUAAAAUGGGAAAUGCAUUCAUCUCCACGUCUUUCUCAUCAUAACCAGCACGUCAAACGCAUUCGGAGGUGUACGUUAAUUUCUCCCCACAACGCUAUCGAUGUUCCGCACCAGAGUCUCAGGAGAUCCUGCAGAUAUUCUUGACGAACAACGGGGUCCAUUUCAGCCGACUCAUCACGAUUGACAAUCAUGAACUUUGCUGAUGCUACAUGUGGACAUUGAGCCGCGCAUUUGUUUCACG
Messenger RNA from Cantharellus anzutake, 943 nucleotides. RefSeq lists its product as uncharacterized. The record is from RefSeq and is a predicted model, not a curated record. Bases 205 to 846 code for a protein of 213 amino acids. NCBI's taxonomy places the organism in Eukaryota, Fungi, Basidiomycota, Agaricomycetes, Cantharellales, Hydnaceae. The transcript has 2 exons.